AUGAGUAGACCAAGUCAAAACUCUACUCUGAGGCAUCAAACCGAAGCCUCCAAACCAGACAAUGGAAGGUUUUUAGAAAGCGCAGUAAGAGGGAUAAAUGACAAGCUCGCUUUCCGAUGGCGGCGGAGAAUCGUGUCCGAGACGGCGCAGAAUGAGUCGGAUCCCAAAAGUAGCGAUGGACUACACGAGAUGUACUACGAAAACGCCGAAACCCAUUUGAAUCUCACCAAGGUCGACUCAGCCGCUUUUUUGAAACCGGCCCGUCCCCAGUCCAGCUUUAUGUCGAUUUUGGUUGGUGUUUUCGUAGCUGUGGGCGGGUUUUUAUAUGGCUACGACACAGGCCUCAUCAACAACAUUUCCGAGAUGCAGUACGUCAAAACACAUUUUGCAGCCAACGGUGAGCAGUUUACGGCUAAAGAAAUGUCAAUCCUAGUGUCUUUCUUAUCGCUGGGAACUUUUGUCGGCGCGCUGGCUGCGCCUUUCAUCUCCGAUUCUUACGGGCGGAAAACUACCAUAAUCAUUAGCACAUUUUUCGUUUUCAUGGUUGGAAACUCACUUCAAGUUGCUGCUAGUGGGAUGACUCUUCUUGUUAUUGGUAGAGUUUUCUCAGGAGUAGGCGUUGGGUUUAUUUCGGCAGUCGUGCCAUUAUAUCAAAGUGAGGCUGCUCAGAAGCAAGUACGAGGCGCCAUCAUUUGUACAUACCAAUGGGCUAUAACUUGGGGUCUUUUGGUAUCGAGCGCAAUCUCCCAAGGGACGCACAACCGAAAUGAUGCCUCUUCGUACCGUAUUCCUAUAGGUUUGCAAUAUCUUUGGUCUUGCAUCUUAGGGCUCGGAAUGUUAUUCCUACCUGAAAGCCCGCGAUACUAUGUCCUCAAAGACCAACUAGAUUUAGCGGCCAAGUCACUUUCAUUCUUAAGGGGCGUUCCCGAGGACGAUUCAGGGCUGCUCGAAGAAUUAGUGGAAAUCAAAGCAAACUACGAUUACGAAAUGUCUUUUGGCAAAUUUUCGUAUUUGGAUUGUUUCAGAUCUAGCAAAAGCAGAACUAAACAGACUUUGAGGAUGCUAACUGGAAUAUCCAUACAAGCAUUUCAACAAUUCUCAGGAAUCAACUUCAUAUUCUACUAUGGUGUCAAUUUUUUUAGCAAGACAGGUAUUGGCAAGAGCUAUUUGGUAUCGUUUAUCACAUAUGCUGUGAAUGUUGGAUUCAACAUUCCAGGCUUAUUUUUGAUCGAAUAUAUGGGCCGGAGAAAAGUCUUACUAUUAGGUGGAGUUCUAAUGACAAUGGCCAAUUUUAUAAUUGCUAUCAUCGGCUUAGUUGUGAAGUCCGUCGUUGCGGACAAGAUCUUGAUAGCAUUUGUAUGCGUCUUUAUUGCAUCUUUCUCGGCUACGUGGGGUGGGUGCGUUUGGGCCAUUUCUGCGGAGUUGUACCCGUUGGGAGUACGAUCCAAAUGCACCGCUAUAUGCGCUGCGUCCAACUGGCUAGUAAACUUCAUUUGUGCAAUGAUCACACCGUACUUGAUUGAUACUGGUGCGCACACUUCCUCGCUGGGCACCAAAAUUUUUUUCAUUUGGGGGAGUUUGAAUGCAGUUGGUGUUGUGAUAGUAUAUUUGACGGUCUACGAGACCCGAGGCUUAACUUUGGAAGAAAUUGAUCUGCUGUACCGGCUUUCACCCAACAGUGUGGCCUCUACGGCCUGGAACAAUAAGAUUCGGAAAUCACCAGGGUCAAUCCAGGAGAUUAGGAAAGAUCGCCAUCAGAGAAUCGAAAAACAGAAACAGCGGGAGUCACAGCCAAGCGUAUCGGACUCGAGCUAUGAGGACCCAACCACGCUGAAACGGGUGGAAAGCCCGACUCACAAUUAUAUGGACCUAGGCAAUGGUCUAGGCCUGACCACCUACAACAGAGGCCCGCCAUCGUUGCUCAUGAACUCCUCCUCAGAUGAGAACGCCAGCAAUAGCGACAACGAAUGCCCACCACAAAACUACGAUAAUGAAACUGGCACAGAGGGCAGGUCCUUCAGUUCUCACGAAAACGGCGCCGAGACUCGUAACAGUCUCAACGACUACAUGGUUCAGUGGAUGAACAGUCAUAGCCAGCACAGCUCAGAAGCCGGCAAAGGUAAAUAA
This is a messenger RNA of Lachancea nothofagi CBS 11611, 2127 nucleotides long. The record is from the annotation of a GenBank genome assembly. Lineage: Eukaryota; Fungi; Ascomycota; Saccharomycetes; Saccharomycetales; Saccharomycetaceae.